Messenger RNA from Argiope bruennichi, 7474 nucleotides. RefSeq names its product phosphatidylinositol 4-phosphate 3-kinase C2 domain-containing subunit alpha-like (gene Pi3K68D). The coding region runs from base 213 to 5333 and encodes 1706 amino acids. The record is from RefSeq and is a predicted model, not a curated record. Gene Ontology annotation, cellular component: cytoplasm; phosphatidylinositol 3-kinase complex; plasma membrane. Gene Ontology annotation, molecular function: phosphatidylinositol binding; 1-phosphatidylinositol-4-phosphate 3-kinase activity; 1-phosphatidylinositol-3-kinase activity. The transcript has 3 exons. Gene Ontology annotation, biological process: cell migration; phosphatidylinositol 3-kinase/protein kinase B signal transduction; phosphatidylinositol-mediated signaling. NCBI's taxonomy places the organism in Eukaryota, Metazoa, Arthropoda, Arachnida, Araneae, Araneidae.
UGAUACUCAGCUGAUUGGUGGCUGCACAUCCCAUCUGAUGAAUUUGCGUUGUUUGUCAAUAAAGAAUCGAAUACUUGACGAUGUGUUUGUCAGGGGCAAAUAUUUCCAAAAAAGAAUGAUGUGUGGUCAUCUGUUGUGUUCCCAUUCAAGAGAGGAUUUAAGUUAACUGGUGCAGGUGACAAUGACAUGCUAGAGUACACAUGAAUUAGAAUAUGGCUGCCCCUCCUAUUCCUCCCAAAGGUGGUUCUGAUUCAUGGUUGAGAGGUAAUGUGGUUACUGACCCACAUUCAUGGCGAUCUGACAGUCAGAAUUUGUUUUCUAGUAGUGAUUCUCAGCCAAAGACAUGUUUUAAUGACAACUUCUCAUCAGUAUUCUGUGAUAGCAUACAACAGAGUGAUAAUGCACCUCCUUUACCACCACGGCCCUCUGCUGAUGCAUUUCAACGAACACAAAAGCCAACUUUUGAAGUUAACGAACUGAAUUUAGUUCCUCCUCCACCUGGUAGUGGUCAGCUGUAUAAGAACCCAUCACCUGAAUUGCGUCGAUUUUCAUCUGGUCUUACUAGCAGUUCCUUCAACUCUGUUUCUUACAGCAUGACAAAGACAACUACUUUGUUCCAAAAUAAUGUGCCUGGAAAUUCUGGUUCAUCAGUGACUAGGAGUUAUUUAUCUAAUAAUGUCCAACGUUGCAAUUCACUAAUACCACAGACUGCUCAACCCCUUGCAUUUACUAACAGCUUAUACCAAAGUCAGUAUGGGCAAGAGUUUUCAUUUCCAGGAUUUCAGGUUCUGCACAGUAAAUCAGCUCCGAAUAUUCCCAACUCAACUGUGCUUACUGGAACAACUGGUAAUCAUGCAAUUACUGCACAAAAUUUUGGUAUUAAUGCAUUAUCUACUGCAAGAUUUUCAGUGCCAAAUGAAAAUAAUUUAAUGAACAGAACUUCAUAUGCUGUUAUUAAUCACAAUCAAAGGUUUUCUAACAAUAAUACUCCAGCUAAUUUAGAAGAUAUAUACAAAUUUAUGAAAAAGAGGAGUGAUAGUAAUUUGAUAGAUUUAUAUUGCAAUGACCAGGAAUUGAAAUAUCAAAGUAAUCAGAGUAGCAAAUGCAGUGAAGAUAUUUUAAAGCUUUUUGAUCCUCUUGCUGAUACUGUUAGUUAUUCUUCUAAAACUGAGAAAGUAGAAUUUGUUGAAAAGAAAUCAACUGAUUUAGUAGAUUGUUCAGUCAAGCCUAAGCCUUUUGAGGCGAAGGCAGACAUUAUUCAAAAAGAAGUUGUUUCUGAAACUAUUCCAAAGGAAGUUUGUUCUGAAUCAGUGAAUUUGUCUAAUCAUUGCAAUGGUAAAUCUGACUCCAUUUUGAAAAUAAUCCAUAAAACUGAUAAUUUCUCAAAAGAAUUUGAGGCUUUCUGUGCCAAACUCAGAAAGUUGAGGCAAGAAUUUUCAUAUGAUGAUCAUGUUACAAAUGCUGGUUUGGUUAUAAGCCCAUCACUUGAUAGUAAUCAAGAAGAUUCUUUGAGCAUCAAGUUGAUAAUUUCAUCAAUUAAUACUGACAGACCUGUAUCUUUUACAUGUGAUGUUAAUACUAGUGUGGAACACAUAAUCAGCCAUACGGUUUGUUCUAUAUUUGAUAAUGCUUCAUCUUUAUCAAUGGAUAAUUUUGUUUUAAAAGUGCAUGGCUUAUCUGAAUACUUUACUUCACAUUCAACUCUAGCUGACUAUGAAUAUGUUCAUCAGUGUCACAAAUUUGAUAAACCUGUUUGCUUGACUUUAACUGACAUUAAAGAUUUAAAACGACCCUUUGCCAGAACCAGAAAGGAUGAUAAUAAUGAUUCAAAUUUUAAAUAUAUAGAUAUUGCUCCUUCCUUAAGGAAAGGAGUCAUUUCAUAUGAAUCUAUCAGUAUUCUGCUAGAUACUUUAGAAAAAGAAAUGGAAAAGAUAAAAUCAAGUGCCUUAAAGUUUGAUUCUUUAGAUUCACUGAAGCCACAAGGAGUUAUCCAAGCUGUGAAAGCCAUUUGUACUUUGCUGUCACAUGUUGAAACUUCAGAAAUAACCGAUACUGUUGAAGCUUUUAUUAGAGUAUGCCUUCUAUAUGAUAAAUCUGCUGAAUCAGACUUUGAUACUUUACCAGAGCUGGGAAGUUUAGGUAAUUCCAAAGGCAAAAAAUCUGAAAGUGAUUUAUUGAAUUUUUUUCAAUUACUGGAACUGAGCCUGUCUCAUUUGCAAAAUGCAGUUCACGAGUUACUUGUUAUGUAUGCCAAAACUUUUCGAGUAAAUUUUGAAAUAGAAGCUCUUGAUGUUCCUCUUCAGGAAAAAAUGGUAACAGAUUUUUUAGAUACUCCACUUUUUGAACUUGGUAUAAUACAUAGACUAGAUCCUAAUAUUACAUCGACAUUUGAACAGUUUUUCAUAGUUUGUGAGAUUUACCAUGGUGGAUUACUGCUAACCUCAGUAACUUCUAAAAAAUCAAAACAAUCAAAGAGUUUUUUCCCUCAAAUAGUAUUUGAAGAAUGGUUACAAUUUGAGAAUAUAUCGAUGUGUACAUUGCCCAAAGAAUCUGUACUCUAUUUUACUUUGUGGGGAAUUAGUCAGAGUCAGAAUGAUGCUAAGCAAUCUAAUAAUAAUGUAAAUAACAAGUCUUGUAUUGGCUGGUGUGGAAUACGUUUGUUUUCUUAUGAGGGAAUGCUAGCUCAGGGUAGCUUUUUAUUAGGAUUUUGGCCACCUGAAGUUUCCAAAAACAGUGGUCCAUUGUUAUCAAAUCCAGAUUCAAAUUGCUCACUUAUUCAUGUUCGACUACCAGAUUUUGGAUGUGUUGUUAAGUUUCCACCUGUUAUUGAUAAUAAAUUUGCUUCUACUCAGAAGCGUGAUUUUGAGAAUUUAGAACCCCAUGUUCAAACUGUUUUAAAAGAAAUAAUUGCAAAAGAUAAUUUGAAACCGUUGUUAUCAGAUGAGAAAGAAUUGUUAUGGGAGAGAAAAUAUUAUUUGCAUCAAUUUCCCAUUGCAUUACCCAAAGUUUUGCUCUCUGCACAUGGUUGGGACUGGGCAUGCUUAUCUGAUAUAUAUGCUUUAUUAAAGGCUUGGUCACCAUUAUCACCAGUUGAAUCACUGCACCUUUUAAUGCCUUGUUUUCCUAAUUUAGAAGUUAGAAAAACUGCUAUAAGUUGGAUGAAAGAUAUUGUGAGUGAUGAGCUCUGCGAUUAUUUGCCUCAGAUGGUACAAAUAUUGAGGUAUGAAGCUUGGGAUGAUUCUCCUACUGCAUGGUUUCUCCUUGAAAGAUCCUUAACAAGUGUCAGAGUUGCCCAUCAUUUGUACUGGCUUUUGAAAGAAAAUGUUAAUGAUCCUAUAGCUGGAGCAAGAAUGAAAUUGAUGUUGAAUAGCCUACUUACCAUUGCUGGUGAAGCAAUGAGAGAGAGAAUAAAUUCACAAGAAGCAUUGCUUGAAGAUCUAUCAGCUAUUGCUGAUACAAUUAAAAAUACCAAAGAAUCUUUGAGGUUAAAUAUCCUGUUCCAUAAACUAGAAAAAACUCACCAUAUGCUAGUUGAAAACCCUACGUGUUUACCUCUUAGUCCCAGCUGGGAAGUAUGUGGAGUAGAUGUAAAGUCAUGUUCAUACUUUACAUCAAAUACCUUACCUUUAAGGCUAACAUUUCAUACUCCAGAGAUGACAGGAACUAAUAAUGAAGCUAUUUUCAAAGUAGGAGAUGAUUUGCGACAAGAUAUGAUAACAAUACAGAUGAUUCGCAUUAUGGAUAAACUGUGGUUGAAGGAAAGUUUGGACUUGAAAAUUGUAACUUUUAACUGUGUGGCUACUGAAUUUAGGAAAGGAAUGGUUGAAUUAGUUCCCGGGGCAGAGACAUUACGCAAAAUACAGACAGAACAAGGACUUACUGGAUCUUUCAAAGAUCGUUCCAUAGCAGAAUGGUUGCAGAGAUACAAUACUUCAGAAUUAGAAUAUCAGCAAGCAGUUGAAAAUUUCACUUUGUCCUGUGCAGGGUAUUGUGUUGCAACUUACAUAUUAGGCAUUUGUGAUAGACAUAAUGAUAAUAUAAUGUUGAAAACAUCAGGACAUAUUUUCCACAUUGAUUUUGGUAAAUUUUUAGGUGAUUCUCAAAUGUUUGGUAACAUUAAACGAGACCGGACACCUUUUGUUCUGACCUCAGACAUGGCCUAUGUUAUAAAUGGUGGUGAUAAACCUUCUAAGAAAUUUCAAUAUUUCAUUGAUCUUUGUUGCCAAGCUUUUAACAUAAUCAGAAGUCACAGGAAUAUGUUCUUCAAUCUUUUCUCACUUAUGAUAUCAUCUGGAAUUCCUGGUAUGUCAAUGAAUGCUGUGAAUUAUAUUGAAAAAGCCUUGCUGCCCAAUAUGUCUGAAGCUGAAGCAACAGUUCAUUUUACACAAAUGAUACAAGAAAGUCUAAAAUCUUGGUUCACGCAAUUCAAUUUUUUUAUUCACAAUUUAGCUCAACUAAGGUUUACAGGGGAUCACAAUGAAGGAUUUAUGCUCUCUUUUAUACCUAAAACUUAUACCAAAGAAACGGAUGGAAAGAUUAUGAGGGCUGACGUUAUUGGAUACGAGAAAAUGUAUGACCCUGAAAAAUAUUACAUCUAUGUAGUCAAAAUUGAGAGAGAGAAUCUGCCAGAUUCCAUGUUUGUUUACAGAACAUAUCGAGAAUUUAUUGAAUUUCAUCAGAAACUUAGUAUGAUGUUUCCCCUGGCAAAAUUCCACCCAUUGCCUGGGAAUCCACUAAUGGGUAGAACUAAUGUGCGAGAAGUUGCUGAUAGACGUAAAAUGGAAUUGAGCAUGUUUUUGCACUCGUUAAUGGCAAUGGCUGAAGAAAUAGCUCAUUGUGAUUUAGUAUAUUCGUUUUUUCAUCCUUUGUUGCGAGAUCAGGAAGGUAUGGAGAGAGAAAACGAAGCCAGGAAUUUUUCAUCUCGAUCGCGACGAAGUAGCUCUUUAACAGAGAUCCAUGGACAGAUAAAAAUAUCAACUGUAUAUAAAAAGGAUUCUUUGUUUAUUAUGGUGAUGCAUGCUAAAAAUUUGAGUUCUCCUAAGGGUACAGCUCCUGACCCCUAUGUAAAGACAUAUUUAUUGCCUGACCCAAAUAAAACAACAAAGCGAAAAACCAAAAUCGUAUCAAAAAGUUGUCAUCCAACUUUUAUGGAAAUGCUGGUUUACAACUUACCAUUAGAAGUGGUCCGUCAUAAAGCCCUUCACGUUUCAGUCUGGGACUAUGACAGAGUUCAAGAAAAUGAAUUUCUCGGUGCUGUUCUUAUUCCUUUGAAUUAUGACUUAAGUAAAGAAAUCACCCAGUGGUAUUCUCUUGGUCAAUUCAAUAGCAGUUAAGUGAUUUAUUAUUAUUAUUAUUGUUGAAUAUUAACCCUGGUUACAAUUUAAGGCUGAAUUGGUUUUUGGUUCAUUGAUGCUACUUUUUUUCUUAAAUUAUUAGUUGCAUUCUGUUUUUAAACACGUUUGCUUUAGCAAAAUCACAUUAUUUAAAUUGAAAGUAUAUUUGAAAGAAAUGCACUUCUUAUAUAAGAGUGUUCAUCUGUUGUUUAUAGUAUAAGCCGAUAAUACAGCUGCUCCAAUUUUUUGCAUGAGUGAUUUUUACCUUGCAUUUUUAUAUGCUGUGGUACAUAAAAUGUCCAUUUAUAUAUAAGUAAUUUGUGUGGCCCAUUUUUUAAAAAUGAUGUAAAUAAAUUUAAAUACUUUUUAAGGAAAAUUGCUCUGAUAUUGCCAAAAAGAAUGAAGUUUCAAAGUUUUUUUCCAUGAAAUUAAUUUUUUAAUUAGUAAUUUUAGUAAUUGUUAAUUUUGCUUUAUAUAUUAGUGAGAUCUUAGUUAUAUUAGAUCACAAUGAAUUGUCUUUUGUAGAUUUUUUUAAUGAUUGAAUGAUAUUUAAUGUUUACUGAAGUUGUGUAAAAACCUUUUCUUAUUUGUAUCUGUUUAUAUUUAUCAAACUUAAUUCAUGUUUAUGUUUUUGUCUUUACUUUUGUAAAUUGUGAUAAAUUUAUAAUGUAUUAAUUCAUACCAUCAGAAUCUUUCCUAAUAUUUUAUAAUAGCAACAAUCAGGUUAUUGUAAUUUUCAUUCAUUUAAAGUAUUCUUUUUAUUAUUUCCAAAGGAAGGGGAAAGCUAUUCUUUUUAAAUAAAAAUCAGUAACUACACUGGUAGGUAAAAGUAAUUUUUGUGGAAUAUAAAUGAAAAUAUUAAAAACCAUUAAAAGUCCAAACUAAUUUGGAAUUGUAAUAUCUAAAUUGUCAUAUUAAGGUUUGUAUCAUUAAAAUGAGUUUUAGAAUAUCAAUGCAGUUUUUAUUUAAUAUAAAAAUUACACAUAUUUGAAUUUUACUUAAAUAUGUAAUGAUUGUAUAAAAAUAUGUUUCGGAUCCUAAUUGAGGGGAAGAAAUUUCAUCUCUGGAAAAAAAUUUAAAUAUAUUUUAAAUUUAUUUUUAUGGUCAUGAUAUUUUUAUAGCUAGUUACUUGCUGGUCAUUUUUUAGCUUUAUAUGAUAUGCUUGAAAAGUAUUAUUCUUAAAGAAUUCAUAUUUUAUAUGUAAGAUGGUGUUCAUUUAUUAAUUCAACUGUUAACAAUUGUGUUUGUGUUUGUUUCAACUUUUAUUAGUUUUCUUUAAUUAUAAAUUUAUUUCAAGUAUAUUCAUUGCAUUACUAGGCAAAAUAAUUCUAGCUGAUUUUUAUUCCUUGAUGUUCAUAAUAAGUAGUUAUUUAACAAAUUUCUGUUUCAUCUCAUUUUUUUUUUUUCCUUUAAUCUCACCACAAUUCUAAUAAAUGUACUAUACUUUAAUCUAUCACUCAUAUAAUUAAAUACGUUUUUAUAAUGCAUAUCCAUGUAUAUUGUUAGCCCAGCAGCUAUCAAAAUGCUCUCUAAAUCCUAUAAUUACCUUAAAUUAUAAAAUUUAUGAUACUGUUAUCUCCUCCAUGACAUAAGUUUGCUGUAGACAUAUGUAUACUAGUACCUAUGGCAAUGGAAAAAUGGCUUUUAGAUUAAAAUUUAUAAUUAGUGACAUUUUUUUUGUUGGAUUAUAGAAAAGUGUCUUAAUAUUAUAAGUACAUAUAUGCACAUACAACCUCAAUUUUAGACUGGGUUUAUAUUUCAGUUUGUAAAAUACAUUAAUGAAGUUUGAUAAAUAAUGCAAAGUAAAUGCAAAUCGCUUCAAAUAUAUCAGCUAAGUUUGACUAAAAAAUCAAGUAUUGGACUUUUUUAAUAUAUGUAUUGUUUAAAUUUGUAAACAGCUUUUCUUAUCCUUCUUACAUUCUCUACUCUUUCCUGCAUAUUUUAUUUACUAUAAUUAUAGUUCCUUCAAAUUCAUUAACAAAUAGAAUAAUGUAUCUUUGUAUAGAGAAUUAUCAAAAAUCUUUAGUGGUAAGAAUGAAAUUUAAAAAAAAACAUUUAAAUUUUUAUGCUGUAUUUUUUUUAGUCGCUAGUCUAAAAUUUGUUUGACUAUUUUUCUUUUUUUUAAGUUAUAUGUAUAUACA